AUGAGCAACCAGGAAUCUGCCCCAGCACCCUUAGCUGCUGAUCACAGCACUCCUGUACCCAACCAGUCUGGAGUCGUAGAUGGGAUGAUCAGCACCAGUCGUGUUGAUGAAGACGGUAGAGCGCAGCGUCGAACCGGUGGUCCUGGGGGCUCAGCUCAGACGAUACCAAGUCGCCGUCGAGCGGUUUCACGUAAGUCGUCACCUAUAGAUCGUGCUCGCGAGACACUUGGAGAAGAGACUGUCCCUCAACUACAACAAACUUUCCGAUCGUUGGAUUCUACAUGGGGAGGGUCCGAGCACGACCAGGCUGAAGGUAUGGUUCUUAGUUUAGUUCGGCAAGGUGUUGCAGACGCACAAAUACGCGCCAUUUUCGGAGUUGGAGGCUCAAUGAUACAGAGAUUAAAAGGAGUGAUUAAAAACGGCAUUGAUACGCUGCACACACGUCGCCGCGGUACUACUCCAAAACUUGCAUUCAGUGAAGACGACAAGACUUUUGUGACGCGUGUGUUCGACUAG
This is a messenger RNA of Phytophthora nicotianae INRA-310, 516 nucleotides long. RefSeq lists its product as hypothetical. The record is from RefSeq and is a predicted model, not a curated record. Lineage: Eukaryota; Oomycota; Peronosporomycetes; Peronosporales; Peronosporaceae. The coding region runs from base 1 to 516 and encodes 171 amino acids. The transcript is spliced from 2 exons.